This is a messenger RNA of Equus quagga, 702 nucleotides long. RefSeq names its product coiled-coil domain containing 70 (gene CCDC70). The coding region runs from base 1 to 702 and encodes 233 amino acids. The record is from RefSeq and is a predicted model, not a curated record. The transcript has a single exon. Lineage: Eukaryota; Metazoa; Chordata; Mammalia; Perissodactyla; Equidae.
AUGGCCACCUCACCAUUCUGGCUGACUAGGAAGGUGUUUUCCUUCAAGCUGAGCAAAUGGACGGGGCUUGCUUUCUUCCGGUCACUGGUGGUCUCCUUGCCUAACAUUUGCCGGAAGAAACUAAUCCAUAAGCUGCAGGAGGAAAAGGCUUUUCGGGAAGAGAUGAAAAUUUUCCGUGAGAAAAUAGAAGACUUCAGGGAAGAGAUGUGGAAUUUCCAAGACAAAAUCCAUGCUUUCCGGAGCCAGAUCUUGGGCUUUUGGGAAGAGGAGAGACCUUUCUGGGAAGAGGAGAAAACCUUCUGGAAAGAGGAAAAAACCUUCUGGGAAAUGGAAAAAUCUUUCCGGGAAGAAGAGAAAACCUUUUGGAAAAAGUAUCGUACUUUCUGGAAGGAGGAUAAGGCCUUCUGGAAAGAGGACAAUGCCUUAUGGGAAAGAGACCGGCACCUUCUUCAGGAGGACAAGGCCCUGUGGGAGGAGGAAAAGGCCCUGUGGGUAGAGGAAAGAGCUCUUCUUGAUGAGGAGAAGGGCCUGUGGGAGGAUAAAAAGUUCCUCUGGGAGGAACAGAAUGCCCUCUGGGAGGAAGAGAAAGCAUUCUGGGCAGAAGGUGGCGGCCAUAUUGCUGAGGAGCAGAUACCUGAAGACAGGCACUACAAUGUCAAUGGCGGGCCACGAUCGCCAGCCUUCUUCCGAGGCAGGGCAUGA